CUCCGACUACUCCGCUGUGCUGCGAGAAGGGUGCCUUCCAUCGGGCCAGCUGAGGAGGCACACAGUCGGAGAGAAGCGGUAGGCAGUAGCAAGUGAGAAGAGGAUUGAGCAGAGACAGUGGGAAGAGAUUGGCUUGGCCAUCGAUCAGCUAUGGCGGGUGCCUUCUGCCUUGCAGCUCUGGGUGCUGCGCUCCCCACUGCUUGCGUCUCGUCGCGAGUUUCGGUCUCUUCCAAGGUCCGCGUGAGCUGCAGCAGCGGCAGGAAUGUCGCCGUCGUGAGCAGGAGGAGGUCCCAUGUUAGUGCUGUGGCUGCCCGGGCAUUGCCUGCGUUUCAAGGAUUGAGGACUUCUAAUGCUCUUGGCUUCCGCACUGAAUCUACAUUCGACAACCUAACUCUGGGAGUGAACAACGGAUCAAGAUGGUUCGCUAUGAGGCACAGAGUCAAGGGUUCUAGGCUGGGAAGACCAGCUGAUCAGCGCAGGGCUCUUCUGAGGGGUUUGACCACUGAGUUGCUUAGACAUGGAAGGAUCAAAACCACGAAGGCCCGAGCCAGAGCCAUGAGGAAGUAUGUCGACCACAUGAUUACUCUUGCCAAGGGUGGCAGUUUGCACCAAAGGCGCCAAGCCUUGGGGUUCUUGUACGACAAAACCCUGGUGCACUCAAUAUUCGCUGAAGUUCCAGACAGAUACGGCGAGAGGAAUGGCGGGUACACCCGUAUCAUCCGAACUAUGCCCAGAAGAGGAGACAACGCCCCCAUGGCUUUCAUUGAGCUUGUCUAGAUAAUAUCAGAAUUUUUGUUAGUGGCGAUAGUAUGUAAACAAAGCAUCCUGUAGUCAAUGACGGAGAGCAUCGUUAUUAAACACACCUUCAUUGUGGGCUCUCAAUGCUGAAAUUUUAGUUGUCCUCAAUUUCAUCGCAUAUUACUAUGAUGCGGUGCACAAGCGAUAUGAUAGCUGCUUUGUAAGCAUUUCUAUGUCAAAGUUUAAACUGUACCUUUUCAUCACUCCAUUUAUCUAUAAAUCACAUGUCAGAUUCUGUGGGUUGAGUAACC
Molecule: messenger RNA, 1049 nt
Organism: Marchantia polymorpha subsp. ruderalis
Lineage: Eukaryota; Viridiplantae; Streptophyta; Marchantiopsida; Marchantiales; Marchantiaceae
Source: the annotation of a GenBank genome assembly